This is a messenger RNA of Scophthalmus maximus (turbot), 1862 nucleotides long. RefSeq names its product synaptobrevin-like 1 (gene vamp7). Gene Ontology annotation, molecular function: SNARE binding; SNAP receptor activity. The coding region runs from base 274 to 933 and encodes 219 amino acids. The transcript has 8 exons. The record is from RefSeq and is a predicted model, not a curated record. Gene Ontology annotation, biological process: vesicle fusion; exocytosis. Gene Ontology annotation, cellular component: membrane; SNARE complex. NCBI's taxonomy places the organism in Eukaryota, Metazoa, Chordata, Actinopteri, Pleuronectiformes, Scophthalmidae.
CAUUCAUCCUCAUGUAUCACUGUGCGUUGCGUUGGCUUCGCGGCUGGAGGCGGUAGUUGUCGCCGCGUUAAACAGCCGCCAACGCUGUCAUUUGCGUUGGUCCGGGACGUCAUUAGCUCGACUAGCUCGCUAGCUUGUUGUUUUUCCAGCCGCCGUCAAUGAGGCUGUCGUUUACGCAUCUCGUGACAGCUGCGCCAUGACGAUGUGAUUGGCCCAGUGGCUGCUGCUCAGUGGAUCCCUCCGCGUAUUGGAGCUGCUAUCCCGGCUGUUGCCAUGGCGAUCCUGUUUGCGGUGGUGGCUCGUGGAACCACCAUCCUGGCCAAGCACGCCUGGUGCGGUGGGAACUUCCUGGAAGUCACCGAACAGAUCUUGGCCAAAAUCCCCUCGGAGAAUAACAAAUUGACUUACAGCCACGGCAGCUAUCUUUUUCAUUACAUAUGCCAUGACAGAAUCAUUUACCUGUGUAUCACUGAUGACGACUUUGAGAGAUCUCGUGCUUUCAGCUUCCUCAGUGAAGUCAAGAAGCGUUUCCAGACCACGUACGGGUCUCGAGCGCAAACAGCCCUGCCCUACGCCAUGAACAGCGAGUUCUCCUCGGCAAUGGCAGCUCAGAUGAAACACCACUCGGACCCACGCGGAUCGGACCGUAUCACUGAGAGUCAGAUGCAAGUGGAUGACCUGAAGGGCAUUAUGGUCCGCAACAUAGAUUUGGUUGCUCAGAGAGGAGAGAAGCUGGAGUUGCUGAUUGACAAGACGGAAAACCUUGUAGAUUCUUCUGUAACAUUCAAGACCACGAGUCGUAACCUUGCACGAGCCAUGUGCAUGAAGAACCUCAAGCUGACCGUUGUCAUUGUGCUGGUGUGCCUGGUCGUCCUUUACGUUGUUGUCUCUGCUGCCUGCGGAGGACCCCGCUGGCAAAGUUGUGUCAAAUGAGAGGCGGGACAAAAAAUGGGGGAGAUAAAGGAAAAAAAGAAUGAAGGAGGGAAGCACCUGUUCAACUCUGCGUGCCAACGGACACAAAAGGAAUCACCGCUUUCCUUGCUUUACUCUUCCAGCUUCAACAUCCCGAGAAGACACAUGCUGCAACUCCUCCUCCUGCCUCCUUCCUUGCGCCCGCCCCCACCCCCCUCUUUGAUAGUGUGCACAUUGACUUGUCUGCUGGAGAGGGAGCCCCACACAAAUGGACAGCAUCCGUGUGGCCUAAACUGAUGUGGAACAAUAAUCUUGUCUUAUUCUAGUCUGAUAUGUCCAUCCUGUCUUAUACACUUAGUGGCCUCAUGUAUCAGUCUGUGAUACUGUCCUGCACCAAUGUAUGUUAUGAAUCCAUUCAGACUGAUAGCAGAAUGAACCAGAAAGAUAUUAUUUUCCUGCUUUUCCUUCGGUGACAAUGAGAGAUAUGGGACCUGCGAGUGUAAGUAGCAUUUACAGUAUGUUGCAGAUCCAUCAAGAAGAUCUACCACAAUACAGUGUCUGCUCCUUUGUCAUAUAACUAAACUUUUUUUUCUGACAACGCAGUGUACAGAAUUUAUGAUUUACAUUAUCUUUUAAUUACCAAGCACAGCAGUACCUUCUAAAAUGGUCGUACAGAGCCAGAUAUGAUCAUCCAAAUAAUUUCUUGUACAUUUGAUUGAUGUUACUGAUUCUACGACACAAUGGUUCUUUUAAAUCAACACUUUCCUUCUCACCGGUGGACUUAAUUUGCCUUUCACCUUUAGUAGAAUGCUCAGUGCUCCCAUACGUUGUUUCUGUUAACACAAUGCACUUUUUACAUUGUACAUAGAUCUGCUUCCUGGCAUCAUAUGGUAUGUAAUUAUUUAAUUAUUGUACAUUCAGAUUUGAAAUAAAUAAACUGAUGGCAUCGA